Messenger RNA from Linum trigynum, 2717 nucleotides. Lineage: Eukaryota; Viridiplantae; Streptophyta; Magnoliopsida; Malpighiales; Linaceae. The record is from the annotation of a GenBank genome assembly.
UACCUUCAUCAUCAUCGAUCGUCAGGGAUCAGCUAAACGUCCUCCACAGGCAGACCUGUAUCGAAAGGAAAAGAAAAGAUCGAGAGCUUCCUUUUCUUCCACCUCUUGAUUCACUGCGUCUAUAGGGUUGGCCUUUUUUUUUUUUUUUUAUACGUUGCAGCUGACAGGGUUUCUCAUGUUUUGGCCGCAUCUGUAGUCAAAAAGUACUCUCUGGUCUGGCUACUAUUUUACUCCUCUCAUUACUCCUCGGUUUGCUGGCUGGAGAGGGUGCAACUCUCUCUGCAAGUGUAUUCCUUUUCCGUGCAUCGAUCUCCAUCACUGCUUUGUUAAUGUAAAGGUCUUAAUUAGUAGUGUUUAUCUCUCAUAAAUGUUACCCAAAUGAUGAUCAGUUGCGACAGUAGUGGUUGUGAAAAUAGAUGCUUGUACUAGCUAGGGUUUCUCACAACAGCAACAAUAACAAUAGUGAGAUAUUAAGCAAAGAUCUCUACCACCAUUUGUAAUUGCAAUUUUGAUGUUUGCAUUUGUUGGUAUUUGUUAGAGGUUUCAUAAAAAAAAGGGCUCUCUAUACCAAUUGAUGAUUGUCAACCCUUUUCAUCUACCCUUCAUAGUUCAUAUGUGUGUGUUCACUACUUCACAUGCUCUCUAUAACAAUACAGUAUGAUGUAUGUUAAAAAUACAACAUACUCUAAGAUGAUGACUCACUUAUAAUGUUUUUUUUUUCUUUUGAGAAAUUUUUUAACUAGACAUUAUAGAUGUUUCAAAAAGGAAGUCUUUUUAUUCGAUAACCGGCUUCGUUUUAAAGUAAGUUCAUUUUUCUCUCUUCUCACUCCAUGUAUCAAUUUUGUGUCAUUAUGCUUCUCAGAGCUUUGAGUUGCCUACCUAGUAGCAAAAUAGCCUCUUUUAUUGAGGGUCCAGUUGCAUUUAUCUACCAUUCUUUAUUAUUGUCAGUUUUAUAUUCUUGUUUUUUCAACUAUGUACCGAGGGUUUGUCUUGGAUAAAAAAACAUACUCAUAAUGUGAGAAUUAUGAUGAUGGAGAUACUUAACUAACCUUAGUAACUACUUUCCUUUGAUUAAAUAAGUUGGGCGAGCUUGUAAUUAUAAAUCCUCUAGAAUAUUUUUUUUUUAAUGUAAUAAAGUGAAAUAUUUCAUCUUGUUAUACUUUAUUAUGACACUAGUUAACAUAUCUUUUGUAUAAAUUUCGAAGAAGAAACGAAUUCAGAAGUUAUAUUUCAUUUAAAAAGAAUCAAAAAUUGACUCACCAGUAAUUGUUUUUUACAAAUGCAAUAAGUUCGAUUAUCCGGGAUUGCCCGUAUGCCCGUGCAGUCUGGUCGGAAGUUCUUUGGGAUGAGCCCAAUCGCACUUUCCUUCAGGAAGAUAGAAACAAGUGGGCGCUGCACUACCUGUCGGGUCGGAGCGCAAUGGUGGAUCCCUCCCUCUCCGCGGUUCUUUGUUGGAAGCUUUGGAAAAAUAGAAACUCAUGGGUGUUCGAUAAGCUACUGGCGCCGACCUGAGUGUUGGCAAAACAAGGUGUGGAAAUGCAGCAACAAUGUCAGAGCGCCUUUACCAAGACGCAUCAAGCUAUGGGGGUGGGAGAUGGAAGAAGCACGAGGCUGCUCGGUUGGGACAGGCCACCUCCAGGGUGGGUAGCUUUAAACACAGACGGGUCCGUAGUGCUGUCUUCGGCGAGUGCUAUGGCGGGAGGAAUCCUUCGGGACAGCAAUGACAGGUUCUUGAGAGCUUUGUCAGCAAACUUGGGUGAUCGGUCUAUUACGCAUGCGGAGCUUGCUAGGAUUUAUCAUAAUCUGAUCCUCGCUUGGGAAAUGGGGGCACGGAAAGUGCGGUUACAAACGGAUUCGAUGACGGCUAUUGCCAUUAUCCAGACGAAUCGGGAUAAUCACCCUCACCGCACGAUGGCAGCUUCCAUCCGGCAGCUCCUCGAGCGAGAUUGGGAGGUAACCUUGGAGCAUGUCUUUCGAGAGAGUAACUACGUUGCUGAUCACAUGGCCACUGUUGGUCACUCGUUGUCCUUUGGGGUCCAUGUUGUGGAGAACCCGGGUCCUAAUUUGCCGUACUGAUUGUUGUUUGAUUCUGUUGGCGUUCAAACGCCUCGUAUUAUUAUAGAUUAAGGGUUAGAGCGCCCCCUUGCGCUCUGGUUUUAAAAAAAAAAAUUUCACUAGGUGAUCGGUGCCUUGGGUUAAACUCUAAUGGCCAUCUAGACUAUUUAAUCGAAUGAAUAUGGACAGUUGGUUAAUAAAAAAACAAGAAUCUGAGGUUUAAUUACACGCUUGUUCCUUUGAUGUUCUAGUUGAUUUCUAUCGGCCAUAUAACAACCAUUACAAACACACAAAAUAUCACAUUUUCACUAAAUCAAUAAAUGAAUUAACCAAAAAUUGAGUCCUAUGUAACUCUUACUUAGAGUUUACACAAGUCAUUCAAGUUCAAGUUAUCGUAUGUCUGGCCGGAACAAUUGAUCAAAUUUAUCUACCAGAAUCCAAGUAACUCUUACUUGGAGUUUACACAAAUCGCUCAAGUUCAGGUUACUAUACGUCUUGUCGGAACAAUUGAUCAAAUUUAUUUAGCUACCUGAGUCCAAGUAACUCUUACUUGGAGUGUACACAAGUCAUUCAAGUUCAAGUUAAAGUAUGUCUGACCUACGCUAAUUUUACUAUACGUCUCAGGAGUUCCUCUGUUUAGAUAAUGAAUUAACCAAAAAUUG